Thermothielavioides terrestris NRRL 8126 is the source of this 1478-nucleotide messenger RNA. RefSeq lists its product as uncharacterized. Gene Ontology annotation, biological process: cellular response to oxidative stress; protein phosphorylation. The record is from RefSeq and is a predicted model, not a curated record. Gene Ontology annotation, molecular function: calcium/calmodulin-dependent protein kinase activity; ATP binding. Bases 160 to 1368 code for a protein of 402 amino acids. Lineage: Eukaryota; Fungi; Ascomycota; Sordariomycetes; Sordariales; Chaetomiaceae. The transcript is spliced from 6 exons.
GCUCAACCCGACUCUGUGACGCUGUCAACACGACUCGUAGACUGCGGAAUUGAGCACAAGCUGGAAGUUCGUUUCGACCCUACUUGUAUCGCGCCGAUCUCCAGCGGCGCGCCCCGCGAUACCCUCUGAGCUUUCCUCCUUCCUGCAAAGCUCGGCACCAUGAGCUUCACGAACAUGCUCAACCGCCUGCAUGGGCAGCCCGAGAGCUACGAAAAGAAGGCCAAGUACCGCUUCGGCCGCACCCUGGGUGCCGGCACGUACGGCAUCGUCAGGGAGGCGGAAGGCCCCGAUGGCCCCGUCGCUAUCAAGGUCAUCCUGAAGAAGGUCGUCCGGGGCAAUGAGCGCAUGGUGCUCGACGAGCUAGAGAUGCUCCAGCGUCUAGACCACCCGCACAUUGUCAAGUUCGUCGACUGGUUUGAAUCGAAAGACAAAUAUUACAUCGUCACCGAGCUUGCGACUGGCGGCGAGCUGUUCGACCGGAUCUCCCAGCAGGGACGGUUUACCGAGAAGGAUGCAUCCCAGACCAUCAAGCAGGUCCUGGACGCCGUCAACUAUCUGCACCAGAACAAUGUCGUUCACCGCGACCUUAAACCCGAGAACCUCCUCUACCUCACCAAGGCCCCGGACUCGGACCUGGUUUUGGCCGACUUCGGCAUCGCAAAGACGCUCCACAGCAAGGAUGAGGUGCUCAGGACAAUGGCCGGCUCGUUCGGCUACGCCGCGCCCGAAGUGAUGAUGAAGAUGGGCCACGGCAAACCCGUCGACAUGUGGUCGCUCGGCAUCAUCACCUACACUCUGCUCUGCGGCUACCCCCCUUUCCGCUCCGAGGUCCUCCAGGAUCUGAUCGAUGAGUGCAACGCCUGCAACGUGGUGUUCCACGAGCGGUACUGGAAGGACGUCAGCAACGACGCCAAGGACUUCAUCUUGAAGCUGCUGAGAGCAAACCCCGCCGAGCGGUGGACGAGCGAGCGCGCCCUCGCCCACCCGUGGCUCAGCGGCAAGAACGCGACCGACCACAACCUGCUGCCCGAGAUCCGCGCCUACCUCGCCCGCGCGCGGCUGCGGCGCGGCAUCGAGAUGGUCAAGCUGGCCAACCGCAUCGAGGCGCUCAAGAUGCAGGAGGAGGACCCGGACAACUCGGACAUGCCCAAGGACGCCACGCUGGCUGCGGACCAGAGCCGCCACUUCAAUCCCUCGGAUGCUAACAACGGCGGUGAGGACAGCGGCACCGCCGGCGGCAAGCGCAAGCUGUCCAAGACCAUCAAGGGCGCCAUCUUCCGCGAGGUCGUCCUCGCAAAGGUGCGCGAGAUGAAGGAGCAGGAGGAGACCCAGAAGAUCACGGAGGAGGCGGCCAAGAAGGUUUCAUAAAGGUGGGGUGAGAAGGAAGGGGGCUAGGGGAUGAUACCACGGUGGGCAGUAAAUUACUGAAAAAUAUAACAUGAGAAGAAGGGGGGGCAUGGGGGGAGGGAUCUGAAAAC